GUGACUCGGGCUAGUAAGUACGUCCGAGCGCCGCGGUGGAAUGAUGAGGUAGACUCGUGUCCAAAGUAACCAGUUGUUUGCUUGCAAGCCGGGUGGUUGUGGGGCCAGUGCAGUGCUUGUGUCCCACUCACUGCCUUGGACCUAUUUUGCUUGCCAGGGCUGAACCGAGCUGGAGCAGACGGGAGCUCCGUUGCUCUAUUCAAACGACUUGUGACACGCAGCAUGCAAGGGAGUAAUUGCAAUGACUGCAAGAUGGGCCGCCGCGAUGCUAUGUUUGGUUGCUGUUGGCUCGCCGCUCGCCACACCCCAAUUCAGCGCACAGUGCCUCGCCCGAUUCGCUUUUUCCCGCAAGAUCCCAGUCAAACACGGUUCAAGCCAAGUGGGAGGGAGACACACGGAACGGGGCAGGUGGGGAAAUCAGCGGUAUAUUUAUCCCAUCGAAACGAAACGAAACAUGGAUCAGUGAGAAAAGUCCUUUGCGAAUCAACAAGCGCCGAGCUGUGCGAUGGAAAUGGAAAAGAUCCUUGCGGCGGUGCGAUACAACUUGCUGCAGCAGACGCACGAUAAGGAAAGGCAGCGCAGAGCCCGGGGAAGCAUGUGUCGUAGGCACGAGUGUGGAAGUCCUGCUAAACAGUCGCUUGCGC
Molecule: messenger RNA, 644 nt
Organism: Mycena citricolor
Lineage: Eukaryota; Fungi; Basidiomycota; Agaricomycetes; Agaricales; Mycenaceae
Source: the annotation of a GenBank genome assembly